GGGACAUUCAGCCUGGUUGGCGAGCGCGCUGACGGGGCGGCCAGUGGCGGACGCGGUGGGUUCCUGCAGCCGCCCCGAAGGCGGUGUCGCCCUGCGCCAGCCCGAAGGCCGCGCGCCAUGGACUUCUCCAAGUUCCUGGCCGACGACUUCGAUGUGAAGGACUGGAUCAAUGCGGCCUUCAGAGCCGGCCCCAAAGACGCGGCGGCGGGGAAGGCGGACAGCCACGCAGCCACCCUGGUGAUGAAGCUUCAGUUGUUUAUCCAGGAGGUGAACCACGCCGUGGAGGAAACAAGUCUCCAGGCACUUCAGAACAUGCCCAAAGUGCUCCGUGAUGUGGAAGCCCUGAAGCAGGAGGCGUCUUUCCUGAAAGAACAGAUGAUUCUUGUCAAAGAGGACAUUAAAAAAUUCGAACAGGACACUUCACAGUCGAUGCAGGUCCUGGUAGAAAUUGACCAGGUGAAGUCCAGGAUGCAGCUUGCUGCGGAGUCGCUUCAGGAAGCUGACAAGUGGAGCACGCUGAGCGCCGAUAUAGAGGAGACCUUCAAAACUCAAGACAUAGCUGUGAUUUCUGCCAAGCUGACGGGGAUGCAGAACAGCUUGACGAUGCUUGUGGAUACCCCAGACUACUCAGAGAAAUGUGUGCACCUGGAGGCUCUCAAGAACAGGCUGGAGGCCCUGGCCAGCCCGCAGAUCGUGGCGGCGUUCACCUCUCAGUCUGUAGAUCAGUCAAAAGUAUUUGUGAAGGUGUUCACGGAAAUUGACCGGAUGCCCCAGCUCCUUGCCUACUACUACAAGUGUCACAAGGUACAGCUUUUAGCAGCCUGGCAAGAGCUGUGCCAGAGUGACCUUCCACUGGACCAGCAGCUCACUGGCCUCUAUGACGCCUUGCUCGGGGCUUGGCACGCACAAACCCAGUGGGCCACACAGGUUUUCAAGAACCCCCACGAGGUGGUGACGGUGCUGCUGAUUCAGACCCUGGGGGCCUUGGUGCCUUCCCUGCCCAUGUGCCUCACUGCAGGUGUGGAGAGAGCAGGACCCGAGCUCGAGCUCAUCAGACUGCUGGAGUUUUACGAUACUACCGCCCACUUUGCCAAGGGGCUGGAGAUGGCAUUGCUCCCCCACCUCCAGGACCACAACCUGGUGAAAGUUGUGGAGCUGGUGGAUGCUGUGUAUGGUCCAUAUAAACCCUACCAGCUAAAGUAUGGAGACAUGGAGGAGAGCAACCUUCUCAUACAGAUCAGCGCUGUGCCUCUGGAGCAUGGGGAAGUGAUUGACUGCGUUCAGGAGCUGAGCCACUCUGUGCACAAGCUUUUUGGCCUGGCUUCUGCAGCUGUUGACAGAUGUGCCAGAUUCACCAAUGGCCUGGGGACCUGUGGACUGCUGACAGCCCUGAAAUCCCUCUUUGCCAAGUAUGUUUCUCAUUUCACCAAUGCUCUCCAGUCAAUUCGAAAGAAGUGCAAACUGGAUGAUAUUCCUCCCAGCUCCCUUUUUCAGGAAGAUUGGACUGCUUUUCAGAACUCUGUCAGGAUCAUUGCCACCUGUGGAGAGCUCUUGCGCCAGUGUGGGGACUUCGAGCAGCAGCUAGCAAACAGGAUCCUGUCCACGGCGGGCAAGUAUCUGUCUGAUUCCUACAGCCCUCGGAGCCUGGCAGGUUUUCAGGACAGCAUCUUGACAGACAAGAAGAGCCCUGCCAAGAACCCAUGGCAGGAAUAUAAUUACCUCCAGAAAGAUAACCCUGCUGAAUAUGCCAGUUUAAUGGAAAUACUUUAUACCCUCAAGGAAAAGGGGUCCAGUAACCACAACCUGCUGUCUGCAUCACGAACAGCCCUGACCCGGCUAAACCAGCAGGCCCACCAGCUGGCUUUCGACUCCGUCUUCCUGCGCAUCAAACAGCAGCUGCUGCUCAUUUCCAGGAUGGAUAGCUGGAACACAGCUGGCAUUGGAGAAACCCUGACAGACGAUCUGCCUGCCUUCAGCCUCACGCCUCUGGAGUACAUCAGCAAUAUUGGGCAGUACCUCAUGUCCCUGCCCCUGAAUCUUGAGCCAUUUGUGACGCAAGAGGAUUCCGCAUUAGAGCUGGCCUUGCAUGCUGGGAAACUGCCAUUCCCUCCUGAGCAAGGGGAUGAACUUCCUGAGUUGGACAACAUGGCUGACAACUGGCUGGGCUCCAUUGCCAGGGCCACCAUGCAGACCUAUUGCGAUGUGAUCCUCCAGAUCCCAGAACUGACCCCACACUCCACCAAGCAGCUGGCUACAGACAUUGACUAUCUGAUCAACGUGAUGGAUGCGCUGGGGCUGCAGCCAUCACGCACUCUCCAGAACAUUGUGAUGCUCUUGAAGGCCAAGCCCGAGGAGUACAGACAGGUCAGCAAAGGCCUGCCCCGCCGACUAGCAGCCACAGUGGCCGCCAUGCGUGGUGUCAACUACUGACCAGUUCCGCAAAGAGGAUCGAGGGCAGGGUCAGGACUGGUGUCUCUCAGAAUGGAUUAAUUCUCGGCAUCUGCCAGUGCUGGGGCAGGGUGUAAGGACUUCUCCUUCUUCUUCUUCUUUUUCUUCUUCUUCUUCCUCCUCCUCCUCCUCCUCCUCCUCCUCCUCCUCCUCCUCCUCUCCUCCUCCUCCUCUCCUCCUCCUCUCCUCCUCCUCCUCCUCCUGCUCCUCCCCCUCCCCUCCCCCUCCUCCUCCUCCUCCUUCUUCUUCUUUUUUUGUUAUAACCAAGAAAAGGUUAUAAGCCAGGCAUGGUGGUGCAUGUCUGUAAUCCCUUGGAAAGCAGAGGCAGGAGGAUUGCUGCCUGGGCUAGAGUGAAACCCAGUCUCUACAAAGGAAAGGCUGUAAAUGAGAAGUAGUGUACUAUUUAUCAGAGAGAACUUUAAAGAUGAUCUUAAUAAACACUGUGAAACG
This is a messenger RNA of Psammomys obesus (fat sand rat), 2898 nucleotides long. It is a transcript of the gene Cog7, whose product is annotated as component of oligomeric golgi complex 7. NCBI's taxonomy places the organism in Eukaryota, Metazoa, Chordata, Mammalia, Rodentia, Muridae. The transcript is spliced from 17 exons. Gene Ontology annotation, cellular component: COG complex. Bases 118 to 2430 code for a protein of 770 amino acids. Gene Ontology annotation, biological process: retrograde vesicle-mediated transport, Golgi to endoplasmic reticulum; Golgi organization; intracellular protein transport. The record is from RefSeq and is a predicted model, not a curated record.